AAUGGGCAAAGUCCAAAAACUUUCGCCUUUCCACAACACCAACGCCAAACUGUUUGGUCUUCGUCUUCUAUGAAUCGGAACUCUGGAGAAGGGUUACCGGAGAAAUGGUGUUGUUGUUGAGUAAAAGGGGUGGUGAAUACCUCAUUUGGUGAUCGGAAAUUGACAAAAGCUUCUUCCUUUUUUGUCAAUUUUACCUAAAGAAAGAAAAAAAUGAACAUUCAACAACUCAAAUCUUUAGCUAAACUUGCCCUAUCUUUCUUUAUUAUAGGAAUUGCAACUGUUCUUGGCUACUUCACAUGGCUUAUCUCUACUUCUGCUUCCAUUCUGUUAGCUGAACUACUUUUAGUACUUCUCCACCGCCGUUGCCCUUAUAUCUCUUGUCUUUAUCAUUUCUUUCAUCUUGACCAUCAUAGACGAAUACGCCGUCAUUGUGAUAUCCUAGGGCCAUUUGUGGCGCUAUGUGUAGCGCCACUGUUUAGCCACAAAUUGUUUGACAUAAAUGUGACUUCUUGUGUGGUGGUAGCAACUAUGUUUUACCUUCACCUGAUGUAUUGCUUUGGUAGGCUUAGGGAUUUUCGGGUACUGAAUGUACUCUUUAUGCUUACUGUUAAUAUUGCUUAUGGGGAAUUUGGAUUUGGGCCUAAUACUUGUGUAUCAGUUGCUGUUUUCACUUACAUUGCUAUAAUGUCGGCGGGUCAAGCACAGAGAGGUGCAGCUCAUGAUGAUGAUGAUGAUCUUCAGCGUUUGACAUUGAAUCAGAUUAUGUCGAAUUUGAUAAUAGGUACAUUUUAUAAUAGUAAUUCUAACAAUUGUUUUGUUAUGGUGGUGUGGAGACGAUUAGGCUAGCUAGACAGUGAUUAUUAGUAGAGCAGUCGAUGUAAGUAGACUAUCUGAGUUGUUGGUUAAUUGGUAAAACGAAUACAGAGUAUGUUUAUUUGUAAAUUUGUCAUGUCACUUCGUUGAGUACAAUUUACUUGGAGGUUAAUCUUUUGUUAAUGCUAGGCUAUGAAGGGUCGCCCUUCCUUUCUUCUUGCUUGAUCUUCUUUUCUGACCUGGAAUUAACUGUUCAAUUCCUCUAGUCCUUUGGUUAAUUAUUUUAUGGAAUGGAGAAGGCCAACAAACACAAACAUCUUAUGCAUUGAGUUUGAGUUUAUGGAUAACUUUCGAAAUGACUGCAUUAGAAAAUACAGAGAUCAACAUCUGUUCAUAAUGCCCAAAGAUGCUACAUGAUUGGCAUUUAGAGCAUAAGCUGAUCUUAGUACCUUCUAUAUUGUAAUUUCGAAGGCUACCCUAUACACAAGAUAUAUCAGAUAAUGUUACUGGGAUUGUGAAAUCAUUGGCACUGCAGACUUGACUCACCGUGAUGUAACAAUCCUAUUCAAGAUUUGUUUAAUUGAAUCACGCAUGGCAGUGCCUAGGUAGUAUAAUACAAUCAUAACACACACAGAAAAAAAGAAGAAAACAUGAGAAGAGAUCAAUAAUCAUUGUUUUAUUGUGUACUCCUAUUUCCCUUUGUUGUUAUUUGGUGCUGACACGAUCUAACCUAUUAUCGUGUCAAGUUAACCUAUUUCAUCUCGAGGACUAUUUCAUGAGACGGUUGUGUUGUGGUCUUUUCCACCCCAUAAGAAAGUGUUGUGGUAGUCAGCUUCAUUGGUGCAAGUUCUAAUUCCCCUGCACUUGAGCAAAUACAAAUCUGACUAUUCAAGGCAACUUUAGUACAUAGUCACAGAUUAAUUAUGUACAAACAUUUGUGCUCAGUAUUUUGCUCCAUCAAUGUACUUGGAUCAUAGUCUCCAGAGGGAUCAUUGAGUUUAACUUUAGGAGAUGUAAAGAAUGGUUGUUUCAAUCUAUUGUUUAUAAAAGGAGAUAAUUGUUUCAAGCUAUCAUUAGAUUGACAGGAGGAACCAGAGGGAUAACUAAACAGCUUGCAACAAGAAUUGAUGGGUUAUUUGCAAACCUAUAUUUUGACAACUAAUCCUUAAACUAGAUGUAUGUAUUACAAAGUGUGUGAAAUAAAACUAGAUGCAAGUGUUGUAGUGUGUGAAAUGCAAAAUCUUUAAGAGCCAUAACCCUAGGGGUCGUUUGGUAAUAGGUUAGAGUUAUACAAAUAUUAGUUAUGUGUGAAUCUAUGUAUUAUUUUAUGCAUGCAUCAGUCAUAAAGGGAUUAGUUAUUCUACCUUCCAUCCUAUAUAAAAUAAUACAUAGAUUCUCUUACAACUUAUACAUGUUUAGUUAUGUGGGUUUAUAAAUUGUCAAGCAAACGUUGUAUUAAUUUUAUACAUAAAUAACUUAUUUCUUAUCUACCUACCAAACGUUGUAUAAGUUGUACGAAAAAUAAUACAUGGAUAACUUGUUUCUUAUCCAUCUACCAAACGACCCCUUAGAGGUACUCUCAACAUAUCCUCAUCAGAUAUCAAUGGUAUAGAAGAAAUUUAUUUGAUAGUCUAGGCUCUAGCAAUCUAAGUUGCACUGACUCAGGUAUCCGAUACGGGUGCAGAUCUAGAGGUCAGUUCAUGAUCUAAAUUUUAAGAUUUGGGGGUACGAAUACGGGUGCGGGAAAGAUAAUUCAAGUAUCUAAAAAUAUAGUUAUAUGUCUAAAUUAUGAGACAUUAUGUGGAAAACUUACUAGGUAUUAUGCGGAAAAUACAUUGAUCGGGAGGAGAAUCCAGAAGGUGAUAUAAGGAAAAGAUAGAAAUUUCUAUAUACAAGGUAAUCUAUUUCCUUCAAUUUCACCUUAAUUUUUGUUUUGAUUACAGAAUCAUUGUAUUUGUCUCGAAUAUCUAUGUUUAUUCUGGUCAAAGUACCCAAAAUCGGCUGACCAAAUUCAGUUUGGAUCCCACUCCUACACCCAUGUCGUGUCAACACGCAUUGGGUGUUGCAAGUGAAGACUUCAAGCAACUUAGCUAGCAAUCCACAGUUAACUAAUUGUACUGAUUAUAGUACUUGUACAAUAGAAGGCUUUGCCUUUGUAUAUAUAACAUAAAACUGAAUUAGUAUACUUACACAGCUAUAUAUUCUUGACAUUAACAAUAAUUAGGAAUAUUUUCUAGGUUUUAGCCAAUCAUGAGGUGGAUUAUCAUAGUAAUGAAGUCCUCUCGGAUUGUCGGUUUUCCUUUGGAGCUUGGCAUUCGUGGAAAUAGGUCUGCCUUGCAUGUGUCUUUCUUCUUGAAUGGGAAGAACGAGGGAUAAAAACUCCUGUUCCUUUGCUUUCCCUUUUGCAGCUCUGUCCAUGCAUAUAUGUGACUCAUUGCUGUGAAAAGGUUUGGGUGGCUUUCUCACUUGUCAUGUGGUGUUAAGGAGGUUUGUUAUAAAGUUCUUUUUGGUUGAGAUUGAUGCAUGGAUACUUUUUAUCUUCUUAGAAACAUAUACAAGGAUGUUUUGGUCCAAUAAGUCACUUUACUACAAUCCAUUGUGGCAUUCUUUUGUAAAUGCUUGCAUAUAAUCCUAUCCUUGAUCUGGACAGGUAACAGAAAGUUUUACUCCCUUUAAUUGCUUAAAUAAUGUCAUUUUUAAGUGGCUUUGUGAAUUUCUAAUUGUUUUGACUUCUGUUUCUAUGAAGUAAUACAAGGGUGUUUAGAAACAAUUCGAUAUGUUAAGCAGAAUUACUUUCUAUCAUUGUCUUUCAUGUUGAGUUAGAUAUAACAAUCCUUGUGUAUCACGGCCAUAUGAUGAUUAUGGACAUUUUGAAGCUCAAAACUGUAAUUUUUAGUUCUGUAUACUUGAACUAAAAGAAACAGUGUAGUAGCUGCUGAUAUGAGGACAGACAAAUGCGUGAUUCCCAUUUAUGUGAUGGCUGCAAUAUUUGUGGUUUAUCGGAGAUGUUAUAAGAGAGAAGGAAACUCAGUGGUGGAUGGUUGUUACCUGUUUACAGCAAUAAUAGAGAUGUGCAAAGAUCAGAAUAGAUGAAAGGUAGCUUCAUGUUUAUACAAACUGUAGCAAGCUUUUCAUUUUCAAUUCCAAGGGGCAUAUAGUAGUAUAUUUGGUCAUGAAUUUUGUUGUAACUAAUUGUUGGAAAUUAACUCUUUAGAAUAAUUGAUUGUUGGGAGUAAGUUACAUUAAUGUGUCAACAAUUUGGCCUUUUCUCAGUUUUCACUAAAGAUGAUGUAGAAAUAAAUACUCUUAGGAAACUUUUACUUUUUUUUAUAU
Messenger RNA from Solanum dulcamara, 4146 nucleotides. RefSeq lists its product as uncharacterized. The record is from RefSeq and is a predicted model, not a curated record. NCBI's taxonomy places the organism in Eukaryota, Viridiplantae, Streptophyta, Magnoliopsida, Solanales, Solanaceae. The transcript has a single exon. Bases 211 to 846 code for a protein of 211 amino acids.